AUGGCGGUAUCGCCUAUGUACUCAAAAGCGGCUAGAAAUUCGGAAUGUCUAAUCGGUGAAUUUACCCGACGGUCACCAAGCCCGCAGUGGUGACUGGUAGAAGAAAUUCGGAUAGGUUAUUAAAAGUACCCGUGUUUUAUCAUAUUGUAUUAAUUCGUUACACACGAGAAAUAAAAUAAACAAAAUAAAUAUUAUCAUUCCAGCUUAAAAUUCGAAUAUUGUAAUUAAUGCAGGGGUAACAUUCCGUGUGUUCCUAAUUUCAGCAGAUUGGUCAGCCGCCAGAUUUAACUGUUCCUAAACUCAGCUGCUGACCAAUACGUUGGAGGUAAAGUGAUCAAUCGAAUUGCCGAUAAAUUGAGUCCCAAACGGUAUUAUCGUAUUUCGAAAUCGGUUAGCUGAGUUCCUCGUAUGAAAAUGAAAGCCGUAAAUUGAGUCCUAUUUGAAUUAUGAUCAAAUACUGUUAUUUGUAUUAUUAUUACAUUUAUCAGUUAAUCACACAGAAUACACUAUGAUUAACGGAAUGCAUUUUUAUAGACUGACAUAAUAAUAUAAUAAAUAAUAUUUCGACAUUUCCUCAAAUUGAUAAUAAUAGUCACAGUUAGUAGCAGCAUUGAUUAAGUAUGCCUAAUUAAUGGUUGUUUCAAUUAUUAAUCUAUAAGGUAAGAUAACUGUAUCGUUCAUUCCAAGUAGGCAGGUACUAAUUAGAACCGUUUAAUUUAUUAAUGAUAUAAACAUUUUUUUUUUUUUUCUCUACUGUCUAGUAUAAACUUAAAUCAUAUACUAUGGAUACGGAGCUGUUGACUAAAUAUUUGAAGUAAACAAAACUAAGGGGAGCUGGACAAAUGCGCAUGCGCAAAAUUUGUAUUACGCGCAAUUGAUCGAAUUCAUGUAAUUACGCGUGACGUACUCCAUACAUCACUGCAUGGUGGUAUUAUACGAUAAAUAUACGACGAGUACUGAUCAAACAGACAUCAGUCCCCUUAGCACUCGUUAAUAGCACUCGUCUUCAACUAGAAGUACGCGUUUAUCGUGCAGUAACUCCAACCAUAGUAUAUGAUCUAAGGGUAUAAAUUACGAUUUAAGACUAUCUAAAUUAAGGCGACCAUUUUCACGGUCGUCAACUGAUAACAAAUUAAAGCCAUUUGUUUACAUUUUUGUAUAAUACAUGUACCGUGUAUAGGUCAAGGAUUAAGAUACACUGGACUGUCAUCGACAUGGUCGGGAGGUAGUAGAGGAACGAUUCCCAAAGGUUUCGACACCGCCACUCCAUGCAUCACCAAGAAGUACAAGUAGGGGUAAAAGCGAUCCUAGUAAUAUGUAACGUAACUAAUUUGUAUAUUAAGAUGUUUUCUGAUUAUAAUGAUUAAUUAUUUGUACCAUUGUGUUUUUUAUAACACGUGUAUAGAUAGCGCUUUUACCUCUACUUACACCUAACGGCGGCUUUCAUAACAUUUGAGGGCCACUGAUAAGGUCAUAGAUACCAGUCUAGUAUCAGUGGAGUUUAAUAGGAUCUUUAACCAUGGUCCGUGGUGAAAAUGGUAUACUGAUACCAUAAUAUUAAUAUACCUAAUAUUCAUAUGAAUUAUUGACAUAUUCUUCGUUACUUAUUCAACUUAUUAAGACGUUAAACUAUUUAAAAUAUGUCAAUAAAUAAUACCACGUAGCAAAAAUGUUUUUACAACGGAAAAGACUACGUUGGUCGAAUUGGCUGCUAAACCAACUGUUGUCUAAUAACUCUAGGUAGUUCUUGCGUUCUUGAAAAAUUGUCUGUUUCCUAUUUGCAAUAUUUAAUUCGGACAUUUCAUUUUCGUAGUCUGAACAAUUUUUUAGAUUCUGAGUGAAACAAGGAAUAUUAUUGGUUUUACAAUGAUGUUAGAAUUAUGAAAAGAGCAAUAUAUAACUGCGAUUUAAUUGAAAGUGAUUCUUCAGACUACGAAAAUGAAAUGUCCGAAUUAAAUAUUGCAAAUAGGAAACAGAAAAUUUUUUAAGAACGCAAGAACUACCUCGAAUUAUUAGACAACAGUUGGUUGGUUUAGAAGCCAACUCAACCAACGCAGUCUCUUUCGUUGUAAAAACAUUUUUGCUACGUGGUAUUAUUUGUUGACAUAUUUUAAAUAGUUUAACGUUGAAUGUAUUUUAAAAUUUUAAGACGUUAAAUAAGUAACGAAGAAUAUGUCAACAAUCAAUAUGAAUAUUAGGUAUAUUGGUAUUGAGGUAUCAGUAUACAACUCAUCCACUGAUACUGGAUUGGUCUCGAUGACCUUAUCAGUGGCCCUCAAAUGUUUUGAAAGCCGCCGUUAAGUACAUGUAAAAGUAAAAGCGCUAUCUAUACAUAUGUUAUAAAAACACAAUGAUAAAAAUAAUUAAUCAUUAUAAUUAGAAGAUAACUAAAUAUACAAAUUAGUUACGUUAUUUGUUACUAGGAGCGCUUUUACUCCAACUUGUACUUCUUAGUGAUGCGGGGAGUGGCAGUGUCGAAACAUUUGAGUAUCGUUCCUCUACUACCCCUCCGACCAUGUCCACUCAAUCCAGUGUAUCUUAAUUCGUACUUCCGUGCCUUGUGGUAUCCAGCCAAUACUGUCUUGUAGAGUCCGUGCGUAAACUUAUUUCUUUAUCAUUAUACCAUAUUUUCAUAUAGAUGGUUUUUUCUCCAUAGGUAAUAGGUAAAUACAACUUAUAUCAGUUUCAAGUGGUCAUGUACAAUUUUUAUUUUAUGUUCAAUACUAUUGUAAAAUGGUAAAAAAAGUUAAUUGUAUUUUAAUUAUCAAUUUUAAGUAAAUUUCUUAAAUAUUCUUUAUUUUUCUAUUUAUUUUUCUAUUUGACAUUACAAGUUUAACUAAAUGCGGUGUUGCAUACAUUUAAAUAUAAUGUUAUAAUGAAAAACUGUUCCUGUACAUUAUUUCGGAGAUAAAUAGAAACUAUACAGUUUUUUGUGAAGUAAGUUUAACAAUUAUUACUCAUUUUCAUUUAAAAUAAAUGUGAAAAUUAAUGAAGUUUUAAUAUUUAGCCAUAAAUUAUCUAUAUUAUAUUUCCUAAAAUCGGUGGUAUAAAUGAAAUAUUUAUGAAAUAUAUAUUAUAACUGUACAAUAUCGUAAUUUGUCUUAAUUUUAAUAUAUAGGUACUAUAAGUUAACUAUUUUUGAAUUUGAAUAAUUUCAAAUUUGUGAAUUAAUUAAUUUAUUCGAUCUAUGUAGUAAUAUAUUGAUCGUGAUGACGCCAGUUCUUCACCUGUUUGAUAGCCGAAAUAGUAGAUUUUUAGUCAGCAUAUAUUAUAUACCAGGUAAUUGAAUUAAAAUCAAUCACCCGGUAUUAGCCGUUGCUAAGGGUGCACCAUCUAGAAGGUAAACACAUCAUACACCCAUUUUUGAAUUGGUCAAUUGUUAUCAUAUAUUAUUGUAGGUAUUCCACAGUAUUUUUAAAACAAUGUAUAUUGAUCUAUUUAUUUAUUUUUUGCAUGUCAAUCUACCAAGCUACGUUAAUGGCCAUACAAUCUCAAGUACCUAUAUUAAACAAUGUUGGCACUGUACCAGUAUACUUAGGCAACAUUGAAUUAAUCUCAUUUAACAGUUGCAUUAUCCAUACAUUUUUUUUGCCACCAUCACAUCAUAGUAUGGCUUCAGUAUCCCUAAAAAGUGUAUUAUUCUGUGGUUGAUUUACAGCUAAAUUUGGAUUGAAUGCAGUUGGGCUCUCAAAUGAUUUUUUGAAAUUUUUUUCCAAAAUAUGUGUUUUUGCAUGCUUAAUUUACAUUAUUAAAAUAUUUUUUUUAGAAAAAAAAAUUGUUUGAUGAAAUCUGAACCAACAAAAUUUUUUGGUUUGGAGAAAUAGUGAAAAAAUGUAUUUUCUUAUGGAUACAUAAACAUCACAUUUUAUCUUUAGAAAAAUAUAGUUCAUCUAAUACUAAUUUUUUUUUUUCUUCCUGAAGCCAAAAUAAUAAAGUAAAACCUAAUUGGGGAGUGAAGAAGACCUGAGGGGCAUGGUGAAAUUAAUACAACAAUUAUAACAUCAAAUUAUUGUAAUAAAUAACAAAAUAUUUAAUUAAGUUUUAAAAUUUACUUUUUUUUUUUAUGUGAAUUCUUGGAAUAAUCUAGACAUUUCCAUACAUAUUUGUAAAUGCAAUCAACUUUCAAACAUUUGAGAGGAUGCCAUGAACGUAUUUUAAUGUGUUAUAUUUGACAAUUAGCAACCAAAACUGCAAUUUUUCAAUUACUGCCAAAGAAACAGCCUCUUGGAGUUUUCACUCAAACAGUUCAUAAAUAUCAACAAAAUAUAAGUUAGUUCUGAUUUCACUAAAAACUUUUUUAUGUAAUUAGACAUCAAAUGAAAAAAAAAUUUUGAGUUACUUUAAUAUGCAAGCGAUUGAAAUAACAUUAUAAUUAAGUUUUACAUGGUUUAUUAAUAAUAACAAAAUAAAUAAAUACGAUAAGUGAAUUCUGAUUUCCCCAAAAUGUUAAGCAUAUGACCACCAUUUCUCAAUAAUAAUUCCAAAAUAUCAAUUUUUGGUAUUUUAAACUCAAAAACAUGACUUUUACAAAAAUCGAUUAUUUUGAAGUUUUUCGACCAUAACUUCCAAAUGAAGUUUGAGUGACUUAUUUUAAAAAUUACCAUCAAAUUAAGUAUGCAAAAACACAUUUUGGAAAAAAAAAAUUGCUUGAGAGCUAAACUGCAUUUAUGCCCUAAAUUUAUUCUGUAAUAGAUCAUUGACCUUUUUGUGUUGUUUGACAAGUAUUUUAUUGGUAUAAUUACCUCAUGAUAUAUAGGUAUAAUACAGAGCAUUGCGAAAUCGAUUCCUCUACAUAAAAAACUAAAAUAUUUAUAAAUUGUUUCCUAAUCAAAUUAUAUUGAUACUGUAUUACUGAACAAUUUUUUUCCUAUAACAAUUUCAUUAGAUUUGAUCUAAGCUUUAAUUUAAUUUAUGUCAGUUAUAUUUGUUGUGUAUUACAACUUAUAAGUUAUGUGCGUUAAUAUGGAAGUGAUUAUUGUUAAAACGUGGAGUGAAUAAAAUAAAAAAAAUGUCUUAGUCGAUACUUAAUGGUUGGAAGAAUAGAUUACAAAAAAAAAAAAUUCACCGAGAGCAUUGGACAGUGAAUUUGUACAAAGUUAAGUUUUUGGAUAAGUUCUAAAUUAUUUUGAAUAGUAUGUUUGAUAAUCUUAAAUAUAUGUAAAACGGGAAGGAAAUUGUUGUUUGGUAAUUAUGGAUUGUACAUAAACAGUUAAUAAAGUUAAUUUUACAUAGUUUUAUUAUUUAUAGAAAAGUAAAUUAAUAAUCUUAUUUGGUAGUUGUUAUAAAUAUCCUAGUCACAUUUGAUAAUAACAUUAAUCAUAGAUAAACCCUGUAAAUUAAAUUACCAACUUCCAUUAUUUACUGUAAGUUUUGGUAUUUUCAUACAAAUCUUGUAACUAAUAAUGACAAUAACCUUAAAAUUUGGUUCCUAUUGACAUUUAAUAAUGAUGAUGAAAAAUAAAUAUGUUUUUUCUUAACGGUACUUUUUGGUUAUCGCUACUACCAACAAUAGUUAAAAUGUAAUAUAAUAUUGAUAUAAGCAUAAAAAUAAAAUAAUAUUUUAAGAAAGCAGAAGAAUGUUUAAUGAGAAGAAGAAGUGAUUUGGCAUUUUUGGAAAUUAAAAAGCUUUUUUGUUAAAGGUUAAUAUGAUGCAGGAACUUUAAUAUGCAAAAACGAUAAAGUACAAAUAGAAUCUGAUUGAAAUGCUAAAAAAUGGAAAGAAUACCUGGAAGAGUUAUAUGAGAACAACUUAAACAUAGUAUUUGAAACUGAAGAUAAUAUAGAGGAGGAGGAUAAAGGAGAUUAUGUCUUGCGUGCAGAAUUUGAUCAGGCAUUGGGACUUCUUAUAAACAACAAAGUCCAUGGUAUUGAUAAAAUCCCAGCAGAGUUACUAAAAUACACAGAUAAAGAUAUUAGAAAUGAAUUGUACAAAAUAUGUAAUGAAGUAUAUCUGAAGGGAAAAACUAUUAGUGAUUUCGAGAAAGGUAUUGUGGUACUGAUUCUAAAAAAGAUUGAAACACAAAAAUGUGAAUAGUACAGAGUACAGAACACUAAACCUCACCACACAUGCCUCCAAAAUCAUCACCAAAUGAAUUAAAAACGGGAUUGAUAGAACGAUAGAGCUAAAUCUAGGUAAUGAUCAAUUUAGAUUUAGGAAAAAUAUAGGAACUAGGGAAGCAAUCUUAACUUCAAGAGUACUAAUAGAAAAACAAAUCGGAAGAAGCAAAGAUACAUUUGUUGCCUUUGUCGAUUUGGCUUUUGUUAAUGUAAAGUGGUGUAAAUUAUUCGAUAUCCUAAGAACAAUUGGAAUUAAGUACUAAGACUGAAGAUGCAUCCAUAAUUUAUUUAAAAACCAAACUUUACUAGUUCGCAUAGAGGGAAAAGAAGAAGAAGCAAAAAUUAAAAAGUAUUUAAGGCACGGCUGCAAAUUAUUGCCUAUGUUGUUUAAUCUAUAUAUUGAGGAAGUAAUGAAAGAAUUAAGAAUAAAAAUAUGGAGUAAAAUCAUUAAUACACUCAGGUUUGCUGACGACAUUGCUUUUUAUGCAGAAACGGAAGAUAAACAAUAAAACAUCUUAUCUAAUGUAAAUAAAAUAUUAUGGGAUGAAUAUGGAAUGAGAUUAAAUAAAAAAAGAUAAAGGUUAUGGUGUGCAGCAAGACAAAUCUUAUUCAGCUUAAAAUAAAAAUAGAUAACACACACAUAGAACAAGUGCAUCACUUUAAUUACUUGGUAAGUAAAAUGACAAUAGAUGGACGAAGCAAAGGUUACAUUCUAAAUAGAAUAACAUAAGCAAAAAAAGCUUUUCAGAAUAAAAAACACCUAUUAACCACUAAUAGUGUGACUUAAAAGAAAGGAAAAAGUUCCUCAAAAUAUAUGUUUGGAGCCUUAUAUGGCUAUGAAACUUGGACAUUCAGUACAGUAGAGAAAAAGAAACUAAAAGCCUUUGAAAUGUCGUGUUAUCGUAAAAUGCUAAAGAUAAAAUGGAUUAAAAGAAUAAAGCAGUAUUAGGUAGAAUAAAAGACAAGAGAGAACUUUGGCAUAUUAUAAAAGUUAAAAGAGACAAGAUAAUAGGACAUCUACAACACCAUGAUAGCCUAAAAAAAAGUGUCAUAGAAGGUGACAUUGAAGAUCAUAUUGGAAAAGGAAGACCAAGGAUGGAGUAUAUGAACCAAAUUAUGAUAGACAUGGGGAAGAAUAACUACAAGGAAUUGAAGUAACUGAGUAAUGACAGGGAUGGUUGAAGAUCUGCAACAAACCAAUCAAACUAUUGAAGACGUAAAGAAGAAAAUACAAUUUAAUACAAUAUAAUAUUAAUUUAAAUAUGUGUUAAAAUUAAAAAAAAGAAAUGAAAAAAUUGUUAAAAUUAACGAAAGUCUUUUUACGAAGCUUAAAUUUCCCGCCUCGUGUAAAUUAUUAAUUUUAUCAAUUGUAUUAUAUUUUAAUUAACGGUAAUUUCAAUAACCAAAUAACCAUACCAGAAAAUCGUCCACAGUCACGAUAACAAAAAAGUACCUUCUUAACUUUGCAUUUGUGUUUGUCUAUAUGUAGAAUAUUAUGAACAAAUUGUAAAUAUAUAGUCCGAGUAUCUACAAAUAACUAUUGAUAUUUUUCUGUUUAUUGUAAUUAUAUAAAUAUACUAAGUGUCGCUAAAAUAGUAUUUAUAUUAUUAAUUGGGUUUACUAAAAUUGUCGAACAUCUAGACAUUUUUGAGUCUUCAUCUUGGAACAGAUUUUUAAUGACUUGUAAUUUGUGUAUACGUCUAUAAAGUUCAACAAUAUCAAAAAUAUUAUAGAAUAUUAAUUUAUUUUAUAUUAAUGAUACAUUUUUUAUUUAUUAAGUAUAUUUUGUCAAAACAUUUGGAGAACACCAGUGGAUAAUUGGGUGUUAAAAAAAUUUUGAAGAUUAACUUAAGGUAAGUAUUUAGUUAACUUGUGAUAAUAUAUUUGAUAUACAAUAUAGGAACUUAGUAAAAUAUGUAAAAAAAAAUGUAUUUUUAUUAUUUAUUUAUGUGAAAGAUUUUUGCAUUAUGUAUAUUUAAAUUAAAUUUUUAACUUUUUGAUUUUGAUUUGUGAAUACUAUAUAGGAAUCUCAUAUUUAUAGGACUCUGUGAAAUAUAUAAUAAGUUUGUCCAAUAUAGUGUGAGGUAAUCAUAUUAAAUUUUGUAUUUUUACAUAAUUGCAAACAAUCUUUGUAUAAUAGUAUAAUGUAUGGUUGUUACCACAGCUAAAUAAUAUAAUAUCUAUGUUGUCAACUCUGUCUGCAUUACAGUUUGAUUAUAAAUAUUUUUUGCGGAGAAGUAAAUUAUUAUUAUUGUAUUAUUUGGCAUAUAAAUUGUGCUUAAAGCCCUAAUAAAUACUAAUGUAAUGUGAAGUAAUUAGUGGUAUUUGUUUCUUUUGUAUAUUCAUCAAUUUUUUUUAGAAAAAUAUAUAAACGUAUACUAUUUUUUCAUGCUCAAAUUAGUAUUCAAUUUAAUCAACUAUUUACCUACAAAUGAUAUUAACAUUGUAGGUUUUAUUUUACUAUAUUUCAUAUAUCCUACUAAUAUUAUAAAUACAGAAGUUUUUUUGAAUGGGUGUAUUCCUUCACAUCUAAACUAUUGAACGGUUUGAGCUGAAACUUUGCAUAGGUGCAGUUCUAGAUCAGGAAUAAUAUGUAUACAUAUUUUCCUUAAAUUUAACUCUUAAAGGAUUUUUGAUAUUUUUAGUAUAAAAAUCAAAUUAUUUUUAUGCGACCUUGGUAAUACAAAUGAAAUUUAAAAAAAAAGUUAAAACACACCAAAUAAAAAAAUGAAUAUUAUUUCUUUUAAUAUAGGCAAUGCCGAGUGGGACAGCUAUUAUAUUAGGCAAAAUUUAAAUUUCAAUAUAAUUGGUUAGAUGAUUAUUCAUACCUGGUUUAUUCCAAAAAGAUAAUAGUGUUUACUGUUGACACUACAUAGUUUUUGGUAUGAGUGUGAGUAAUCUUAAUCAAAUUUAACUCUAAUUACUUUCUUAUGUUAUUAAACAAAAUAAGUGGGGGGAGUUAUCAACAAAUUGAAUGUUUAAAAAUAAAGACCCCUAUAAUAUAAUUAAUUGUAUUUUUAUAAAACAAAUUUGGUACCAUUAUUUUAAUUACAUCCUUUUUUUAUAUUCAAUAUAUAUAAGUUGAUAGCAGUAAAAUCUCAAUCUAUAAGUUAGACCAUGAUAUUAGUAAAUAGUAUAAGUGGCACUUUUCAUGGCAUAAGAGAUCUUAAAUCAUGAUAAACAUGUAAGUUGUAUUAUAUAUUUUAUUUAAAUACAGUAUUGUUUAAAGUUGUCAUUUUAUAAAUUGUCUAAAUCUACUACAUACAAUAUAAUAUACUGUAUGGUACUUAAUAAUUUCCUAUUUUAUAAGAUGUUUGGUAUUUCAAUCGAUAAAUGUUCAUGGACAAUAAGUUGAUCAAUACAAUAAAUUGUUUAAAAAAAAUUGUCUAAAUAUGUGAAAAAAAACCAGAAUUGUUGGGAAAUAUGUACAUUUUUUUAUAUUUAUUCAUUCUGUGAAUAUAUAGUAAAAAUUUUAGUAUAACGAUGCAACAAUUCUUAGCAAUAUCUGUUAGGUUUUCUAUCUCAUAUGCGGUAGUCAGAUCCAGAUUUUGGCUUAGGGCUCUAAACUUUGAACAAAAUAAAUAAUAAAAAAUUAAUUACAAGGGAAGGGCAGAAUACUAAAUGCCUAAGUUAGAACUUUGUAAAAUCCACUUCUUUUUUUUCGACAAUACCUUUUUUACUCAGUUAAUCUGCUAAAUACUGCACUGACAAUAGUUUUUUUUAUGUUUGUGUACAUGAUACAAAUUACAAAAAAAUCCAGAAAAACACAUUGUAAAUUUUGAUGUCCUCACCUUUCACCUAAAUUAAUCUCUGGAAAUUACCCAAUUUUUUUUUUUUGGUUGAAUUCUUGAAAUAUUAAUGAAAUUAUUUGUUGUAUUUGUCAUUUGUUAUUAGUUUAUUCAAGUUAGCAGUUUCAUUAUUGCGAUUUUUGUGAUUUAAUUUUUUAUAUAACAAAUUUGUUAUUAAAAGAACUUAGCUAGUGAAUUCCACUGUAUUCAAAAUAAAAUAUCUGCUCAAUUAAUUUAAAAUAAUAUGAAACAAAUUGUUCAUUUUCCUAAAUUUGUUUUUCAAAUCUAAGUAAAAAAUUGGUAUUUACAAAAAAUAACCAACAAAACUUUCAGUUAUUACUUUGAUAUUUUCAAUUAUUAUAGUUGAACUUGGUUUAAUUUAUGGUAUAAGUCAUAAGACAUAAUAUUAUGCAAUAUGUAUUAUGUAUUAUCAAUUAUUUGUAUUUAUAUUAUUGCAAACUAUAAUAUAUUUUGGAUAAAUUUAAUUUACCGUCUUCAGAGUACUUUACUUCUGAGGUUUUCUGCAUAAAAAAAAUAAACAAACAUAUUUUUUAACAGAGCUAUUGAUGCUCUAAACAUUUUCAGUAAUAAACCAAAUUAUUAAAAGUUUCAACUAUUUUACAGAAUACCUUUAGAAAUAAUUCUAAAAUUAAUAGUUCUUUUAUUAUUAUAUUAAGUUUAAAAUCUUUUAUUUUAUACAAUGUUAUACAUUUAUUGUACCUUAGAUUAUUUAUUACUAUUUAAUAUGCAUUUCCAUUAUUUCAUUAAUACAAAAAAAAAACUAACUUUUUAAUAUAAAAUUACACCUAAUUAUAUUUUUAAAAUACCAAAUAUGAUGUACAUACCAUUAUGGAUGCUAAAUAAGGUAAGUAAAUACAAAAAACUGAAUAUCAAUGUGUUUUGUUCAUAUAUUCAAAUUAGGUCUAAUAUAAUUACUAUAACCCAAAUUUAUUAUAAUAUGUCUGUAUUUAAACCAAAGUAAUACUUUUUUAAUGAUUUAAUUUGAAUUAUAUGUUUCGGAGUAUAUCUAUUUAAAUGUUAAAAUAGUGAAAAUAUAAAAUAAAUUAGUAUUUAUAAUUUGUAUUUUCAAAAACAAUUAGUUAAAUAUGUUAUUAAGAAUUUAUUUAACCAGCCUUAAUAAAAUAUUAUACAUAGGUUGUAAUAGUUAUAAUUCCUAUAUUAUAAAACAAAUAUUAUACCUAUAACAUGAUUAAAAUUAAAAUUAAAUUUGUGCAGUUAUAUUUGUGUUACCUAUAAAUGUAUAAUAUUUUAUUUUAGUUGUUUAAAUAUUUGUAUCUAUUAAUAUGGUACAGCAGAAAAUUAUUUUUAUAAAUAUAAAUAGUUCAAUAUUGUUAUUUUUCAGCUAUUCUAAAAUCAACCACGAAUCCAUACGUUGAAAUGGCUAGAAGAACAUGUGUUUUAUAAGAUUUGAGUGCAGUGGUUAAUUUUUUUAAACAAUUUUUGUUUUAUUUUGUUGUUUUUUUUUUUUUUAAAUUGAGUGAUUAUUUAACAACUUUACUAUUUCAAUGAAUCAUCAAGAUUUUAAUGAUUUUGACAUUGAAUCAAGUUUUCAAGAAGAUGAUAAUGUCAUUAUCAAAAAACCAUUCAUUCCUGUUAAACCUCCAAAAGCAGUAUCUCCUACACUGCGUUUGACCUAUAAGGUAAUAAUAUUUAUUUGUUUAUAAUUAUUUCAAUCUGUAAAUGAUAAUAUCAUACAAAUACAUUUAUUUAAUGUAAUUUUAGAAUAAUAUGUAUAUUUUGUUUAUAAUUAUUUUAUGACUAUUAUUAUUUUAAAUGUUAUUUUUGUCAUUUAAAGAACUUAAAUUUCAUAUUAAUAAUCAAAAUAUUUCCUUACAUAUUUCCAAUUAAAAAUCCUUGUUUAUUAUAUAUUUUUCAACAAAAUUCCAUUUAUUUUAUUUCAAAAAUUAUUUUUAGUUUUGAAUUUACUUAAAACUACAAAAUAAUUUUUAAAAUCAUUAAUAAUUUGAUUUAUAAAUGGUUAAUAAAUGUAAAUUGUAUUGUAUGUUUGUUUGGUUAUUGUACUCUUAAGUAAUUUAAGAUAUUCAUCUAAAACUAUGUAAACUUAUAUUAAAUAUAAACAUUUUUAAGAUAACAUUAAUUUCUCAUAUAUGAUCUAAUAAAUAAUUUAAUAACAUAUAAAUUAUUAUUAUGCAUAAUUUAGUGCAUAUAACAAUGGAAUUAAUAAAAAUAGUUUUCCAAAUAAUGAUUAAAAUACCUACUUACAUAUUUAGGAGAGGAAAUAUGCUUCACUGUAACAUUUUAAAGUUGUUUUUACAUCCAUCAAUGGACAAAAAAAACUUAAAAGUGUAAUUUAAAUAUAAUAAUACACCUGAUACAGUUUUCAAUCGCUGCAUUUUCUCCUCAACUGUACACAUUGUACCGACUACCCAAAUCUGUGAUGUUAGACCGUAGAGCAAUCACCAAGAAAUGAGACACGGGUACGAUUCUUACUUAUGCUGCCUGAUUUUUAGUACUAUUUUCCAGACAAGAACAGUCACGUCACACCAUUCAAAAUGUUUAAUUUAAUUUUGAAAUACUUGAUUUUAUUGUACUUAGUUAGUGUAUACAAAUAGAAUAUAGUUAAUAUUAUUGUAAACAAUGAAAAAUUAAUGUUUUUAAUAAAAUAGAUUCAGAAUAAUAUUCAAUAUUGGCGAAAUUGUAAGAAAAAUACAUUUUGUGUUUUGUUUUAUCUACAGGGUGAUUCACUAAGCGAGCUUAUCCCAUGUUUUUGUUUAGGUUAAAUUUUGUGUGUAUUCAUAUAAUAACUUGGAAUUUUUAAGUUCAGUUAAAGCCGAUAUUUGAAAACUAAAAUUAAAAAAAAAAACCUUUUAAUAUAGGUUCUCAUUUAAAAAACCAAAGUUGAGUAUCACAAGAUACUCCUCAAAUGUUGUAAAAAAUCUAAAUACUCAAAAAUAUCAGCUUUAACUACACUUAAAUAUUCCAAAAAUCAAAAUUUGAAUAUAUGAAAAUAUAGCCAAAAAAUAAUGGGGUGAGCACACUUAUUGAAUCACUCUGUAUAUAUUAUAUAUAUAUAUAUUUGUAUAUUGAUUUCUAUAAAAGACUUUAAAUAUGACUAACCUUUUGUUUAUGUAUUUUUUUAUGUUGAAUAAUUAAAAUAAUUUAUUUUCAUGCAAUUUACUCAUUUAUACUAAUAGGAAAGUUCUAUUUAAAAUUAGGUAUUUGAGAAGUGGUACUGCAUUAUUAAGGAUAUAUUUAGUAUUAAUAAAACGAAUAUACUAUAGUUGAAUAAUUAUAUUAAAAAGUUAACUUUUUAAAUAUUUGAUGUAAAGAAAUUGUAUUCUUAUAAAAAUGUUUGUACAAUACAUAAUAAAUAUCUUAGGAGCACAAUUUUAAGAUAAUAAUACAUCCUUGGAACUAAAUAAAAAAAACUAGUUCCUUAUUGAACAAUGAAAUUAUUUAAUGUUUUUCUACAAACUACCUCAUUGUCAAGAAGAAUAAAAAUGGGUUAUAUUUUAUUAUAUGUUCAUAAAACUAGUCUGCCAUAUUAUUAUUAUAAAUUAUAUACAUAAUAUUGUUGCUAUAAAAAUGUGAUUGUAAAAAUAUUCUUUGUGUAAACAUUAUUUUCUUUUUCUUUUUAAAAUGGAUUAUUUUUUAUUAAUUUAAUUUUAAUUUUUCGAAUUAUUAAUUUGAAUGGCAAAAUACAUUUCUUUCAUACUUAAUAGUAUGUUUUUAAUGUUUCGUUAAUUAAAAUCUUUAUGAUUUUGUACCUUAUAGGCAUCUACUAGGUUGUCUCGAGAAGAACAAUUGUUAUCUACAAUUGUUCAUUUAGAUAAUGGUACAACUGGUUAUUUAAUUACUUUAAAUAAAAAUACGGGAACAUGGUCAUGUCAUGCUUGUUAUCCUUUCAAAGCCCCAUCUUUGUCAUUGCUGGAACAACAUUUAACCAGCAAAAAUCAUUUAUUAGAAAUGGGAAAAUCAUGUUUUCCAGCCCAACAUUUUAUCAAAGCAAAUUUAGAAAGUAAGUUAAAUAUAUUAUAUUAAAUUAUUUUAUAUAGUUGAAUUAAAUAGUUAUAUUGUUUUUUAGCCGGGCUAAGUGUUGGUUUACCAUCAAUGAUAUCAGGUGAACCAAUUCCACCAGGAAUGGAAGAUGAAGUGGCAAAUGUUUUAGCACGUAUUCAAGCUACACUGGAUUCAAUUUUUAUUCCAUUAGUUGGCAUUGAAUUUAUUAUUGAACUGUUACCAUCUGAUCCAACAGAAGAACCUAGGUACUUGUGUGCAUUAUGUGAUAAACGAGGUGAUCCGCGUACUUUUCCUAACCAUUUACGCAGUUUUAAUCAUCACAUGGCCUACCUAGUAAGUAUUUAAUUUAUAAAUAAUUGUUUUAUUUUUUAAUAUUAUUAUUAAUUAUGAGUAAGGCUAAGGACUUCAUGCCCUAAAAACUUUUAAAAAUGCAUACAUUAAUGCUCUAAAAAUUAUUAAAUAUGCUUUUAAAAAUAUUUUAGUUUACCAUUAAAAAACCUAAAAAUUUAAAUGAAUGUGAUAUAUUUAAUUUUCUUUUUGAAUUCUUCUUUAUUAAGAAAAAAAGAAAAACUUUUAUAAAAUGCAUGUUGUAUUUAUAAUUUAUAAGUUUUAAACUCUUACCUAAAUUAAAAAUGUCAUUGUGUGACAUUUUUCUAAUAUUUUCAAACUAACAUCAACUGACAGUAUUCCAUAUUGAUUGAUUAUUAUAUAUGUGUAUUAAUAAAUAUAAAUGAUUGGGGAAACCACUUGCUAGAUAAAUAUUCUUCAAUUUCAAGAUAGUCAUAUUAAAUAUUAUAUAAUAUUUCAAUCAUGAUUAUAUUUGAAAAAUAGAAAAAUAAAACAAAGUGUGCAAAAUGAACAAAAUAUGCCUUAAACUUCUAGUACUAUUACUACUAAUUUCUAAAUUAUUCAGCUUUAUAUUAUUGAAAAAUAUGCAAAUUCUUUUAAGUCCCUAGCUCUAAUUGUAAGUUAUGGUACACAUAAUAUUACUUUAAUAUCCUUUAUUUAUAAAAUAUUUACAUUAUUAUUGUUUGAGUUUAAUUUAAAAUUAAUUGUUUUAAAUAUUUUAUUGUAUAUUAGAGAAGAUAUUUUAGAUCAUUAGCAUGUGAAUUGGAUAAGUUAAAUAAAGUGUCCGCAAAAGGUUUUCAAGAAUUAGUUUUUCAUAUUAUUGGAAAAAUAGAAGAAGAAUAUGGCCGAAUGAAACCAAUAGUUGUUGAUGCAAGUCUGUUUGAUAUGCCUACUGAAAAAAUAAAAAUUCUAAGACAAGUAAAUAAUGGAAAACAUAUAAUGUAAGUAAAUAUUAUAUUGUUUAUUUAUUUAUUUAAUGAAUAAAUUUUUAAAUUUAUUUUUAUUAAUUAUUUAACUUAUUUUUCAUUAGCUAAUUAAUAAUUAAUAAUUAUGAACUAGUAAUUUUAUCUACUCAAAGAUAAACCUUUGUUUGAAUAAACAUUUUAAAUUACUGUUCUAUUGUAUAAGAUUCAGUGUAGCAAGGGAUGUAUUGAUUUACUAUAAGCUUUUUAUUUUUAUAUCUAAACAACUUUUAUACACAAAAUCUUAUUCUAAUCAGCAACUUAAGGGAUAAUCCCUAGUAUUAAAUUUUGCAUUAGGGAAGCCAUUAUUUAAUUUCUCUUGUAGUUUUAUUAUUAGGAGGAAAACUUUUGUAAAAAUGGGAAUAGGUUUCUAUUAUUUUUUGAUUUAAUUUAUUGUUGAAAUUCAGUUAAAAAUAAUUGUACGAACAUACAAUUUUCAUUAUAUACUUAUUAUACUAGUACUUUAUAAACAUGGUGGAAUUUAAAAAAUAUUCUGGUCUUUUUUUCAGUUAUUUUGUCUAUUUUUUUUUUAUAUUUCAUAAGUUAUUAUUUGCACAUACUGGUAUAACCAAACAAGUUUUCAGUAUAUUAUAAAAAUAAUACUAAUUUAGACUUUAGAAAGAAAAAUCAACCUAAUUAUGUAAUAACCUUAUAAUUGAUGACAUAAUCAAGAAAAACUUUAGUGAAAAUUCUAUACAAAUUGAAUUUUGUUAAUAAAUAUUCUAUCUUUAAAAUAGGGAAAGUCAAGAAGAUAUAUGGAUGUUAGAUAUGAUAAAACCAGAAUUUGUAGAAAAUCCAACUCUGCUGCAAGAAAGAUGUAAGUAAUUGUUAUUCGUAUUUUCUUGAUGUUAUUAAUAUGUAGUUAAACAAAUUUUCUUUUUUAAUUCUACUAUAAUAUCAUUUUUGAUGAUUUAUUUUAAGUUCCUUUAAAAAAAAUAAUUGAAAAAAAUAAACGUGAACAAGAAGAAUUAGAAAAUGCUAUUAAAGUUGAAACGUAAGUAAAAUAUUAAUUACAUUUAUUAUUAAUGUUAAUAAUUGUUUAUUACAUAAUUUAUACUAGUUCAUUUAAUAAAAAUACAAGAAUUUCUGUUAAUAAAUCUCAACUACGUGCAAAGAAUGAUAAAGAUGAAAGUGAUUCUGAUAUAGAAUUUGUUGAUAUUAAACCCAGUACUGGCUCUAGACCAAAGGUUCAUGUACCAAGUAAUAUCUUCUGUUUAUAUGUUAAUUAAGUAAAAUAUUUUAUGAGCAAUAAUAUUGUUUAUUUUUAGGAAGAGUUUCAAAAGAUAGGAAACGUAGAUCACCACUUAGAAAACAUCAUCGUUCAAGAAGCCCUCCUUAUCGUCAUAAAUCACGUACCCGUUCAAAAACUCCUAUAACUAGACCGCGAUCACGUUCACAUACUCCUGUACGUAAUCGUUCGAGAUCUCGUUCUCCUUACUACAAUCGUAGUAAAUAUUCUAGUCAUAGGUAAUUUAGUAUUAAAUAGUAAUAAAAAUAAAUAUAUUUUUUGAAUAACUUAUUUUUAUACUAGAAGACGGUAUAGAAGCAGAGAAAGAGAUGAAUCAUACAGAAGACCAAUUUCUCCCUCAUCUAAUGUUCAUCCUUUACACUCUAUGUCAGGUUAUGUCCCUGGACAUCCACAUCCUAGAAUGUUUUAUGCUGCACCUUAUAUGUUUCCAAGACCAUAUAUGAGAUUUCCUCCACAUAGUAGACCUAGAUUUUACUCUCCAGAUUUGUAUUCCGCUGAAUUUCAAUUACCAAAAGAAAGGUGUUUAUUUUUUUUAUUGAUUUAAAAUAUGUACUCAUAAAUUAUUUUUACAGUCUUUUUUGUUCUUUUUUUAGAACUACAAAUAAGAGAAAAAAAUUACUACUAGAAUAUGAAAAAGCUGUUGAAGAUAUGAAAAUAGAAAUGGAAAAAAAGUUAAACUAUCAUGAAACGAAUCCUGAAAAUCAUCCAAUGUAUCCAGAUGAAUGGAAAAAAUUUUGGAAUCGACGUUUUAAAGAAUUACAAAUAGAAGGAAAAGAUCCAAAUACAUAUGAUUUUAAACCUGAAUGGAUUCUUUCUUGGAAUAAACGAAUGCAGGAAAUUCAUAAUGAAGAAAUUAAUGAAAAGAUAGAAAAGCUGAAAAUUAAAAUAUUAGGUAAUAUUGAUAUGGAUAUUGUUGAAAUUGAUGAUUAUGUCUCAGAUACGCCUUCUACAGAUUCUUCUCCUGUAAAUGAAAAAAAACAUACAACCGAUUUAAAAAAUUCUUGGCAUAAGAGUCUAGUAUCAGAAGUAACAGAGAAAGAUUUUGAAGCAGUCCACAAACUAUCAAGUGAUAAAAAAGCUAAAGUUGCUGGGGCAUCUCCUAUUAAUUCUGACUCUGAUGAUUCAAUUAAUGAACUUACUGACCAAAAUAAACCUAGAGAAAAAAUAAAAAUUGAAAAUCCGUUGAAUGUUAUUACUGUGUUGCGACAAUUAAGUGUAUUAGAAAAUCAAUUAGGUUUGUUGGCACCUAAAGUAGUUGAUUUGUUAUCUAAAGGUCUUGUAAUGGAAAAAAUUGAAUCCAAAUCAUCUAUUAAAUUACUUAGUCCAGAUAAUUGUGUGAUGUUUGAAACAGUAAAAGAAAAACUCAAAGGACAGUUGUUAGCUGGUGUUGUGAAAAAGAGUUUAGUAAAUGCUACUAUGUUUUCCAUUCGCAAUAUAGAAAAACUAAUGCGAAUUGCGCCUAAAUUUGUACCUACUACAAGCAUGUUAAAUUCUUCAACAACAUCUAUAACUACACUUCCAUCAUCUACACUUACACCUGGUCCUAUUAUAGUACCUGGUGUUGGUAUUAUUGAUAAAAUGGCUAUUGCUCAACAAAUAACUGAAGCAUUACUAGCUCAAGGAAAAGUUGACGUAACACAAGAAGAAUUGGAAACUCUUAUAACUGCUGUUGUGGGUAUGGCCCAGUCUGGAGAUAAUCUACAAGGAGCUAAAAACUUAUUAACAAACAUAAAUAAUAGAGAAGUAUUAAAAACUGCUUGUGAUGAAGUAAAGAAGAAGGAAGAAAUUGAAAAGAAAAAUUUAGAACAAUUAUCUCAAGGUGACAUAAUUAACUUAUUAAAAAACUUCAGAGAUUUAACUACUGAUGAGCAAGAUGGACUGAUAACGUAUUUAAAAGAUUUAGGGGAAAAAAAUCCAGAUGAGGUGAAAAAAUUCAGGAAGUAUAUUGACAUGGGACCAUCUAACUUAAAAGAAGUUACAUCUAUGUUUAGAGAAGAAGAUGAUGAUGAUAAUUAUGAACUUUCAGAAGUUUGUAAGGCUGUCAAGGAAAAAGUAGUUGAACAGAAAGAUAAAGAUUUUAACCAAAUGACUGUAAAUUUUGAAAUUACUGAAGAGCAAAAGAAACUAUUAAAUAGUAUACAAGAUUUAUUUGAAAUAAAAUCUGACUAUAGUUUACAACCUACAAAUUCUCAAAUUCAAACCACUCCUGAUCAAUCUAACCAAUCUACCAGUCUUUACAGUCCUACAACUGAGCCUUAUUCUCCUUCAUGUUCUAUAGAUCCGUAUUCAGCUCAAAAUUCUGACCCCAAGAUUUAUUCUCCAUCAACUACAUCUACUUCAUUUUUAACUCCACAAGAACAAACUAACAAUAAAUAUAUAAUACACCACGAGACAUCUAAUAAAUACAAUAUACCCCAAGACCAGCCUCAUAAAUACAAUGUAUCUCAAGAACAAUCUAAUAAAUACAAUGUAUCUCCAGAACAAUCUAAUAAAUACAAUGUAUCUCAAGACCAGAUUAAAACAUAUACUCCUGAAGAACAGAGUGAUAAAUACAAUGUGACUCAAGAACAACCUGAUCCAUAUUCAGCUAACCAAGUAGAUCCUUACAAUGAUCCUUACUCACAAAAUCGUAAUAACAGUUAUUAUCAAGAGCAACAACAAGAUUCUUACUAUAAAUACCAAUUAAAUACUCCAGUUUCUAAAUACCCUUCAAGUGGAGCCCAUUAUAAAGGAAAUUCUUAUAAAAAUAAUACUUAUAAAAGUAAUAACACUUAUCCAGAUACUUUCCAAGGAACAUCUAAAGAAAGUGAUAGGAAUGAUAGAUACAGUCGUUCUCAUAAUAAUAAUAAUAAUAAUCGUUUCCAAAGUAGACGUUAA
Cinara cedri is the source of this 19283-nucleotide messenger RNA. The record is from the annotation of a GenBank genome assembly. NCBI's taxonomy places the organism in Eukaryota, Metazoa, Arthropoda, Insecta, Hemiptera, Aphididae.